CAUAAAAAACCUGAAAAAUAUGCUUUCUGAGAGAAUAAUGAGCGAUUGAGCGUUGCUUCAGUGCUUGUUUGUUUUUGUAUCCUUCCAUUCAUAGCAAGGCAAUUUCUUGCCGCCAAGGGAGACAUCGGUACGAAAAGAUAUAUAAUACAAUAACAAUAACAAGGUACACUUUAUCAAGAUUAUUUUAUUAAUUUAGAUCUCGAUUCAAUGGCAAUUUUUGAGAGUACCCAAAUCGUCGUUCAACUACUAGAAAGUGGUUUUUAUCUUUCUGUAUCAUUUUGAAUGUAGCUGCAAAGCAUUUUUGGUUUUCUAAAGACGAGAGGAAGGCAUUUCACAUCUGCCACUUAUGCCGGGAUAAAUUGCCGGCCUUUCAUCACUUUUCCUGUCAAGUUAAGCGGCUUUAUUCUAUGGUUCCUUUACCGACAAAAAUUGAAAUGGAGCAUAUUUCGAAUGUAAAUGAUACAUACUUUGUUGAGAAUGAACCUCUGAGUAUCAAACCUGAAGUGGUCAGUUCCGAAAGUGAUACUGAUAAUGAGACCGAUCAACCGGUCAACGAAGGUAGUCCGGCUGAUGAGACUCUGUACGGCCGUCCACCUCUAGCUUCAAUCACCGAUGAAGACAUUCGCUUACUCUGCGACAUGAAAUGUCCCUUUUGCUCGGAACAGUUUGAAAAAUAUGACCUACUCAAAACUCACUGCCGCCAAGUCCACAAUGAGAAAGGAUACGCAAUCUGCUGCUCUAGUAAACUUCAUACGUUCAAAAGACUCAAGGAGCAUAUCCUCGUGCACAUUGACCCUACUGCUUUUCGCUGUAACAUUUGUGAUAAAAACUUGACAUCAAUGAAAAAUCUAAUUCGCCAUCACAACGCACUACAUCCAGCUGGGGGCGACAAAACGUACGACUGUGAAGUGUGUUCUAAAAAGUUCACCGCACUGUACAUGCUAAACGAUCACGUAAAGUUUGAGCAUCUGCGAGACCAAAAAUUUGGGUGUCCUCACUGUUCAAAACGAUUCAUCAGCUCCAAGAGACUUUCCGAUCACGUUCGAGUCAUACAUGAAAAGGUGACCGGAAUGACCUGUGACAUAUGUUCGAAAGUGUUCAUGGGAAAAUGCAAUCUUGAUAGGCACCGGUCUACACAUUCGACCGUCCGGGUCAAUUGUCCAAUUUGCCAGCAAUCGCUGAAGAACGAAUGGACCUUGCAAAAGCAUCUGCAACGACACCGUGAGGCGACAAUGGAUCUCAAGUGUGAGUUCUGCGACAAACGGUCGCCGAGUCUACACGCCCUAAGGCAGCACAUCCAGACGGCUCACAUCCAGGAACGAAACCAUCGGUGCACGACUUGCGGCAAAACAUUCAAGCGAUCGACCACGUUGAAGGCGCACAUGUUGAUUCACACGAACGAGUUGCCAAUUGCUUGCGAUUUGUGUGAAAAACGAUGCCGAACAGCGAGCCUUCUGCACGGGCACCGAAAGAAGUACCAUCCGGAAGUGUUUGAAAAGCGACAGCAGCAAAAGUCGAUGGCUACGACGAUUAAUUUGGAGUAGAAAUAUACAAUGUUUGACCUUAACAAAAAAAAUCCUAAGAUUGUUGAUGGAGACG
This is a messenger RNA of Aedes albopictus (Asian tiger mosquito), 1599 nucleotides long. Its product is annotated as zinc finger protein 235. The record is from RefSeq and is a predicted model, not a curated record. The transcript is spliced from 3 exons. The coding region runs from base 408 to 1544 and encodes 378 amino acids. NCBI's taxonomy places the organism in Eukaryota, Metazoa, Arthropoda, Insecta, Diptera, Culicidae. Gene Ontology annotation, biological process: regulation of transcription by RNA polymerase II. Gene Ontology annotation, molecular function: DNA-binding transcription factor activity; RNA polymerase II cis-regulatory region sequence-specific DNA binding.